GGUUGUCAUGAGAGCGGCGCCGCGGCCCGGCUGAUGGACACGGGCGGCCGGGGCUGCUACUCGGCUGCCACCGCAGCUGCGGCUCGGGGGUGCGGGCCGGCCCGGGACGGCGGGCGAGGCGCCACCUGAGCUCCGCCGAAGGCGCGGCGCUGCCGACGGGCGGCGGAGAGCCCUGGGGUCGUGCGGGCGCCGAGGUCCGGGCGAGGCCUCCGGUCCUGACAGCCCCAGCUCCCAGAAUGCCCCACAAGAUUGGAUUUGUAGUUGUCAGCUCGUCUGGACACGAAGACGGCUUCAGUGCCCGGAAACUGAUGAUCCACGCACCGACCGUCAGCGGGUGGAGGUCACCCAGAUUUUGCCAGUUUCCACAAGAAAUUGUUCUUCAAAUGGUGGAGAGAUGUCGAAUAAGAAAACUACAGUUACUUGCUCACCAGUAUAUGAUUUCAAGUAAAAUUGAGUUCUACAUCAGUGAAAGCCUGCCUGAAUAUUUUGUGCCGUAUCAAGCAGAGAGAUUUCGAAGACUUGGCUAUGUCUCUCUCUGUGACAACGAAAAGACAGGCUGCAAAGCCCGGGAACUCAAAUCCGUGUAUGUGGAUGCAGUAGGACAGUUUCUUAAGCUGAUUUUUCACCAAAACCACGUCAACAAAUACAACAUAUAUAAUCAGGUUGCUCUGGUUGCAAUAAAUAUCAUCGGGGACCCUGCAGAUUUUGGUGAUGAAAGCAAUAUUACCUCUAGAGAGAAGCUCAUUGAUCAUUAUCUGGGGCACAACACAGAGGACCCGGCUCUGGAAGGAACCUGUACGGGGAAAUCUGACUAUAUUUCUCCACUAGAUGACUUAGCUUUUGAUAUGUACCAAGAUCCAGAAGUUGCACAGAUUAUACGCAAAUUAGAUGAAAGAAAACGUGAAGCCGUCCAAAAGGAACGUUAUGACUAUGCCAAGAAACUGAAACAAGCUAUUGCCGAUUUGCAAAAGGUUGGCGAGCGUCUCGGGAGGUAUGAGGUGGAGAAGCGCUGUGCGGUGGAGAGGGAAGACUACGACGUCGCUAAGGAGAAGCAGCAGCAGAUGCAGCAGUACCGCAGCAGGGUGUACGAGCAGCUGGAGCUGCACAGCCUCGUGGACGCCCAGCCCAUGCGAAGGCCUUUUGACUCACCUCUCCAGCCCCUGGUUCAUCCCAGCAGCCCUUGCCACCAGCCACCAACGCUCUUGCUUCCACAGCAAGAGGAAAGAGUGACGGAAAACCGGUUUGCAGACCCUUUCCUCCAGGAAAAGCCUUCCUCACAUUCCCUGGACGUUUCUCCUCAGCACCUCACAGGAGACCAGGCACUGCCCACCACAGACCCUCAUCCCAGGACUCAUCUCGAGCCCCUGCCCUACGAUGAGCGGCCCCUUCCUGCCAUCCGCAAGCAGCCUGGGGCAGCAGCUAUGGAGCCGGAAAAGAGUGAUGGGGACAUCAGCGAGGCUCCCAAAGGAGGCAUUGCGGGCGAGCCGGAGCCCUUAACAGAGAAGGCCUUGAGAGAAGCCAGCUCUGCCGUGGAUGUGCUCGGGGAAUCCUUGGUUGCUGGGGCCUAUUCCAAGACGUGGUCAUACCGGGAAGAUGCACUGCUCGCCUUGUAUAAACAGCUGAUGGAGAUGCCUGUUGGAACCCCAAAAGAAGAUUUAAAGAGCAUGCUGAGAGCAUCGGUCUUUCUCAUUAGAAGAGCCAUCAGAGACAUAGUGACCCCGGUCUUUCAGGCUUCUUUGAAAUUGUUGAAAAUGAUAAUUACACAAUAUAUUGCUAAACAUAAACUGAGUAAACUUGAAACAACUCACUGUGUAGAAAGAACCAUUCCCAUUUUGCUCACCAGAACUGGAGAUUCUUCUGCUCGCCUCCGUGUUAUAGCUUCAAAUUUUGUUCAGGAAAUGGCCUUGUUUAAGGAAGUUAAGUCUCUCCAAAUUAUUCCAUCUUACUUGGUACAGCCGUUAAAAGCAAACUCUUCGACUCACCUGGCAAUGAGUCAGAUGGCCCUCCUGGCCCGGCUGCUGAAAGACCUGGGCACGGAGAACACAGGCUUCACCGUGGAUAAUGUGAUGAAGUUUUCAGUGAGCGCCCUGGAGCACAGAGUGUAUGAGGUUCGAGAGAUAGCGGUUAGAAUUAUCUUGGACAUGUAUAAACAGCACGGGGCUUCUGUUCUUGAGUACCUCCCUCCAGAUGACAGCACCACGCGCAAGAACAUUCUCUAUAAAACAAUUUUUGAGGGAUUUGCUAAAAUAGAUGGCAGACCUACAGAUGCUGAAAUUAGGGCACAGAAAAAAGCGGCCACAGAAGAAGCAGAAAAACGAAAGAAAGAAGAAAUUAAAGCUUUACAAGGGCAGUUGGCAGCCCUGAGAGAAGCGCAGGCCGAAGUCCAGGAAAAAGAAAGUGACGCUGCGAAGGUAAAGAACCAGGACAGUCAAGGAAGAAAAGCAGCCCCACCUAGUGCUCCAGAAGUUCCAGAUAAUCACUAUUUGGAUAAUUUGUGUAUUUUCUGUGGGGAGAGGAGCGAGUCCUUCACAGAAGAAGGCCUGGAUCUCCAUUACUGGAAGCAGUGUCUCAUGCUGACAAGAUGUGACUACUGCAGACAGGUGGUCGAGAUAUCCAGCUUGACGGAGCACUUGCUGACAGAAUGUGACAAAAAAGAUGGGUUUGGAAAGUGUUAUCGCUGCAGCGAGGCUGUCUUAAAAGAAGAGCUGCCCAGACACAUAAAAACGAAAGAGUGUAACCCUGCCAAAUCAGAGAAGCUGGCAAACCGGUGUCCUUUGUGCCAUGAGAACUUCACACCUGGAGAAGAGGCAUGGAAAGCUCACCUCAUGGGCCCCGCCGGCUGCACAAUGAACCUGCGCAAGACACACGUGCUGCACAAGGCUCCGACUCUGCCGCUGGGUAAAGGCCCAGCCAUGACCAAAUCAGGGAGCUCAGGACCAAAGGCCGGAAGCAAAAUCCCUACCCCAAAGGGAGGCCUGAGUAAAAGCUCUGGCAGGACAUACACAAAGCGAUGACGCACACACCGUCUGUCUCCUUGUCUCCAUGAGGGACUGAGCAAGUUUCCUGCUUGUGAACCAUUUCUCCUAAAAACGAUCUUUGGAUGUGGCACCCCCUGUGCCCCACCCUGCCGUCCCUCCUGGCUGUGCUCGUCCUUACUUGUCGGCACCA
Messenger RNA from Ceratotherium simum simum (southern white rhinoceros), 3168 nucleotides. The record is from RefSeq and is a predicted model, not a curated record. Lineage: Eukaryota; Metazoa; Chordata; Mammalia; Perissodactyla; Rhinocerotidae.